Enterobius vermicularis (human pinworm) is the source of this 459-nucleotide messenger RNA. The record is from the annotation of a GenBank genome assembly. NCBI's taxonomy places the organism in Eukaryota, Metazoa, Nematoda, Chromadorea, Rhabditida, Oxyuridae.
AUGAGAGCAGUUAUCCAGCGGGUAACUAAAGCUGCUGUUUAUGUUGAAAAUGAACUGAUUUCUUCGAUAGGCCCGGGUAUUUGUGCACUUAUAGGAAUCGCUGAUGGCGACGGCCCGACAGAUCUUGAAUAUAUCGUCAGGAAAUUAAUCAACCUUCGGUUGUUUCCAAACGACGAAAUAGGGAAACGAUGGGACAAGAGUGUAAAAGAUAAGGAGUAUGAGAUUUUAUGUGUUAGUCAGUUUACGUUGUAUGGUAUUCCGAAAGGAAACAAACUAGACUUUCACAAGUCGAUGGGGCCUUCUGAAGCGCCACGGUUCUAUCAGGGAUUCAUUGAUGCUUUGAGAAAAGCAUACAACCCUGCAAAAGUUAAGGAUGGCAAAUUUGGGGCUUACAUGAACGUUCAGAUUGAAAAUGAUGGUCCUGUAACAAUCACACUGGAUAGCGCUAACAGAAACUGA